Messenger RNA from Carassius auratus (goldfish), 1694 nucleotides. RefSeq names its product zinc finger protein 483-like. Lineage: Eukaryota; Metazoa; Chordata; Actinopteri; Cypriniformes; Cyprinidae. The record is from RefSeq and is a predicted model, not a curated record. The coding region runs from base 321 to 1016 and encodes 231 amino acids. The transcript is spliced from 2 exons.
AACAAGUAACACCUGCUUCUCGUUGCAGUGAUUGGCGUGGGGAAUCGGCAUUUAAGCCGCCCGCGAACCGGCAGAGACCGAGAGAGCUGAGGACUCGUGGGCGGAAGCAGCAGACGUGCGGGAGAGACCGUAACCCAGAUUAGUGUUCAGUGAACGUGAUUGAUGCGCAUGUGGCGCGAGUUUUGUUUUCUUUUUGAACUAAUAAAUACUCCCACGAGCCUCAGAACGCCGACUCCGUCCUCCUUCCUUCUCAGCUGAUCCUGAGCUUAAUAUUUCUACACUGGUGCCGAAACCCGGGAGGGAAGGAGAAUCACCCCGCCAUGCAGACUCCGGCAGGAACAUCGGGAUCGCCAUUUGCGGAGAUCAUCACGUCGCUCGCGGGCCUGCACCAAGAACACCACCAGGCCCUGCUGGACUUGCGGGCCGACCACGAUCGCCGUUUCCAGGCGAUGAUGCAGGCCCAGCAGGAGGACCGCGAGCUGUUCCGGAGCUUGCUGGACCGGGAGGUUCGGACGCGGCCGGCAAGCCCCAGUGCCGGCCCCGCUGCCCACAUGCCUCUCACGAAGAUGGCGCCAACCGACGAUCCGGAGGCGUUCCUGGACUUGUUUGAGAGGACGGCCGAGGCAUGUGGGUGGCCAUCAGACAGCUGGCCGGUCCGGCUGAUCCCACUGCUGUCAGGAGAGGCCCAGAAGGCGGCCCAACAACUGCCCGUCCCGAACCUCCUGGUGUAUGCCGACCUGAAAAGAGCUGUUCUCCAAAGGGUCGGCCUCAGCCCCGAGCAGCAUCGUCAGCGCUUCCGGUCGCUGGACCUGGCCGAAGCGGGCCGGCCCUUUGUCCUGGCCCAGCAGCUCCGGGACUCAUGCCGCAAAUGGCUGUUGGCCGGAGGAAGCGACGCCGAGAGUAUCAUCAACACGGUGGUACUGGAGCAGUUCGUCUCCCGUCUCCCGAAAAAGACUGCUCAGUGGGUCCAGAGCCACCGGCCGGCGUCGCUGGAUCUGGCCAUCCAACUGGCGUAGGACCAGCUGGCGGCUUGUUCCGGGGUCGGCGAACCCCUUCCAGCUAUCUCUCUCUCUCUCUCUUCCCCUACAUCUCUCUCUUCCCCUACCCCAAAGUCUGUUCCUUCUCCUAGGACCCGAGUCGGGGGGCCACCGAGGGCCGCGCCGCGUUGGAGGACGGGGACGGAACUGGCGGCCGGGUCGAGGGGCCCUGCCAGGGGGGCGGGGCCGGCACGCUGGGAGGGGGGCGAGGAGGCUCCUGUCACUUCCCCACGCCAAUCACCUGAGCCACUUCCGGCCACUAGGGCGGCGGGGAGGCCUGGGCCAGCCUGCUGGCGUUGCGGGGAUCCGGGCCAUUUUGUGGAUAGGUGCCCGGUCAUGGAGGUGGGGACGUUGGUCCGGAUCCCGGAUGACCCGCAGGCUGCCCCCGAUCAAGCUGGGUUGUACCAAAUACCUUGAUUGGCGUGGGGAAUCGGCAUUUAAGCCGCCCGCGAACCGGCAGAGACCGAGAGAGCUGAGGACUCGUGGGCGGAAGCAGCAGACGUGCGGGAGAGACCGUAACCCAGAUUAGUGUUCAGUGAACGUGAUUGAUGCGCAUGUGGCGCGAGUUUUGUUUUCUUUUUGAACUAAUAAAUACUCCCACGAGCCUCAGAACGCCGACUCCGUCCUCCUUCCUUCUCAGCUGAUCCUGAGCUUAAU